UAGACCUCACCUGUCCACCUCGCUGCCCGUCUUGCCGCUGACGCUACGUCCGGACCCUCGCAGCUCUACUGCCUCCAUCCCUGCACGUCUCGCGACCGACGUCAAAGAGCUGCGCUUGACCCCUCACCACCACCGCCCUCAUGUCCCUCCCUCCUGACUACUCCAACGAGAUCUCCACCCUCGACCGCGAAAUUCUCAAACACAAGCCCCACGACAUCCUCCAGUUCUGCGCAAACUUCUUUAAUCGCCGUCUCGAGUCGCAGCGAACCGAAUAUCUGCUGUCGCAACAGCACUCCAGUCCCCAGGGCCGUGCCGAGAACACCUUUCCCGGCAACAACCCCUUCAGCACCUCCCCCAGCAGCGGCAGCGGCUUCACCAAAUCCACAAUGCAGCGUCUCGAAGAAGAGGAGGAGAACGACACCAUGACCUCCCCCACUGCCUCGACCUUUGCAGCCGUCGACUUUAGCAGGUCCCGCGGCAGCAACAACGACUCGGGUGCGAGCGCGUUUGGCGACUUUGGCGGCUUUGGCGGCUCCUCAAAGAACAACAUCACCCAAAUGCCGCCUCUUUCAGGCGAAGGCCAGAACUUCCCCAGCAACUACAACACCAACAGGCGCACUUCCGUCUCUGCUGAGUCGCUCAACCCCGCCUCGAGUGCCGCCGACAACUUCACCCCACCUUUCCACCAGAAGACGCAGGACCAGCUAUCGCGCCUCAAGUCUGCCGUCUCAGGCAACUUUCUCUUUUCACAUCUCGAUGACGACCAGUCAGCCAUGGUGCUCGGCGCGCUGCACGAGAAGCCGAUACCAACAAAGGGCAUAAAGGUCAUUCAGCAAGGCGAUGUGGGAGAUUACUUCUACGUCGUCGAAAAGGGCUCAUUCGACAUUUAUGUCAACCAGUCGGGUAAGGUUGAGGGUGGUUUGGAUGGUGUUGGCAGCAAAGUAGGCACCGUCGGACCCGGUGGUUCUUUUGGUGAGCUAGCUCUCAUGUACAACGCUCCCCGUGCCGCAACCGUCACCUCAACAGAGCCAUCUACGCUCUGGGCGCUAGAUCGCAUUACCUUCCGUCGCAUCCUCAUGGAUAGUGCCUUCCAGCGCCGACGCAUGUACGAAGGCUUCCUAGAGGAAGUUCCUCUGCUGUCCACCCUAACGCCCUACGAGCGUUCCAAGAUUGCCGAUGCUCUCGAAACCAAAAAGUACCCUCCUGGAACAACCAUCAUUCAAGAAGGCGAUGUCGGCGAGUCCUUCUUCCUCCUUGAAUCCGGAGAAGCCCAGGUCUUCAAGCGCGGCGUAGACAGCGCCGUCAACCAAUACAAAAAGGGCGAUUACUUCGGCGAGCUGGCCUUGCUCAAUGAUGCUCCUCGUGCUGCAUCAGUCAUCAGCAGGACAGAGGUCAAGGUUGCAACGCUCGGAAAGAACGGCUUCCAGCGACUUCUCGGCCCUGUCGAAGGCAUCAUGAGGCGGAACGAUCCCAGCAAGGCUGCUUUCGAAGGCGAUCACGUCGAUCCGCUGUCUACGACUUCAUAAGCUUGACAUCAUAGGAUAUAAGAGGACAGGAUGCUGCACCCAUACGAAAGGUGAGCGGCAAUGUUUGCACAGACAGAAGACCAGGGCGUGGACAAUGUUGGCCCAGCAUGGUGCUGUCACUCUUCGGCGUUUUCGCGUGUAUUCCUAUACUUCCUACUGUCACUAAACAUCGCUUAAUGUCAUGGAAGAAGGUACGAAUUUCUUGGAACGA
Molecule: messenger RNA, 1737 nt
Organism: Alternaria alternata
Lineage: Eukaryota; Fungi; Ascomycota; Dothideomycetes; Pleosporales; Pleosporaceae
Product: camp-dependent protein kinase A regulatory subunit
Exons: 1
Coding region: 141-1526 (461 amino acids)
Biological process (GO): regulation of protein phosphorylation
Cellular component (GO): cAMP-dependent protein kinase complex; nucleus
Molecular function (GO): cAMP-dependent protein kinase regulator activity
Source: RefSeq, a predicted model, not a curated record